GAAGGAGGCGCCAAAAUCAGUAACCUAAUCUUAUGAACCCAGAGGAUAAGGGAAAGCGAGAGUGUAUCUUCACUAAAGGAAAAAUCUCCUUUCCCUCACCAUUCUCCUUUUAGCCGUUGCAGCGCUUAAAUAUAUACUAUUAUUAUGGCAAUGGCAGUCGCCCACUGCUGCUUCUCCGUACUCAGCUCCACCGUUAAAUUCCGUUACUCCGUUUCUUACCAUAGGCGUCUAGCCACUUCCACCUCCACUUCACAGGCGUCCCUUGACGCGCUCUCUCCUAAAGCCACCAAUGACAAGAAAAGAGCUCUGAAGACUAGCUCGUCGACAUCUCCCCGUAAGUUCAACGCUGAGAAAGAUCCUGUUUCCCAGAAGAAUCUUCCCAGAAGAUCAAAAGAUGAAAAGUCUAGUUUAUAUGCUGAUGGAAUUAGUGGUAGAGGGGACAUGGGGCGUCCUCAAUCAACAGGUUUUAAAUCAUUCAGUACGCAAAGAAAAGACAAGAAGGAGUUUCAGCUUGACUCGAGGGAGCAACAAGUUGAACCAGGGAAUCUUCAGGAUGCAACCUUUCUCAAUGCUGUUGUGAAGGUUUACUGCACCCAUACCGCACCUGAUUAUUCCCUUCCUUGGCAAAAGCAAAGACAAUUUACAAGCACUGGAAGUGCUUUCAUGAUUGGGGAUGGGAAACUUUUAACAAAUGCACAUUGUGUGGAGCAUGAUACACAGGUUAAAGUAAAAAGAAGGGGAGAUGAUACCAAAUAUGUUGCUAAGGUUUUAGCUAGAGGUGUUGAUUGUGAUAUAGCUUUGCUUUCAGUCGAGAGUAAGGAAUUUUGGAGAGGAGCUGAGCCACUCCGCUUGGGACACUUGCCGGGUCUUCAGGAUGCAGUAACUGUUGUGGGAUAUCCCCUAGGAGGAGACACCAUUUCAGUGACAAAGGGAGUAGUAUCACGUAUAGAGGUCACAUCAUAUGCCCAUGGCUCAUCUGAUUUGUUGGGCAUUCAAAUUGACGCAGCAAUAAAUCCUGGUAAUAGCGGUGGUCCUGCAUUCAACGAGCAGGGAGAGUGCAUUGGGGUUGCAUUUCAGGUUUACAGAUCUGAGGAGGCUGAAAAUAUUGGUUAUGUGAUACCAACUACGGUUGUAUCCCAUUUUCUAAGUGACUAUGAGAGGAAUGGGAAGUACACAGGUUUCCCUUGCCUUGGUGUAUUGCUGCAGAAGUUGGAGAAUCCAGCACUACGUGCAUGCUUACAAGUACAGUCUAAUGAGGGUGUACUUGUUCGAAGAGUUGAACCUACUUCAGAUGCAAAUAAUGUUUUAAAGGAGGGGGACGUGAUUGUGAGUUUUGAUGAUGUUCAUGUGGGUUCUGAAGGAACAGUGCCGUUCAGAUCAAAUGAGCGCAUUGCAUUUCGCUACCUCAUUAGUCAAAAAUUUGCAGGUGAUGUAGCAGAACUUGGUAUUGUUAGAGCAGGCAGAUUCAUGAAAGUUCAAGUAGUUUUAAAUCCAAGAGUACAUUUGGUUCCUUAUCAUAUUGAUGGAGGUCAACCUUCAUAUUUAAUUAUUGCUGGUUUGGUGUUCACCCCACUUUCAGAACCAUUGAUAGAGGAGGAGUGCGAAGACUCUAUAGGGUUGAAACUGCUAGCGAAGGCACGGUACUCAUUGGCAAGGUUCAAAGGAGAACAGAUCGUGAUACUAUCACAGAUUUUGGCAAACGAAGUGAACAUCGGAUAUGAGGACAUGGGCAACCAGCAGGUUUUGAAGUUCAAUGGAAUUCGAAUAAAAAACAUUCAUCACCUAGCACACCUUGUGGCUUGUUGUAAAGACAAGUAUCUAGUGUUUGAAUUUGAAGACAAUUACCUAGCUGUUUUGGAGAGGGAAGCAGCUAUGGCAGCUUCUUCACGCAUACUCAAAGAUUAUGGAAUUCCGUCCGAAAAAUCUGAUGAUCUUUUAGAACCGUAUGUUGAUUCAGUUAGAGACAACCAGGCCAUAGAGCAGGACUAUGGCGAUAGUCCAGUUUCAAAUUUGGAGAUUGGCUUUGAAGGACUCCUUUGGGCAUAAUUAUUCCAAGUCGAAGAAUUCAGUUUGAUCAUCUUGGCAAGGAAAGGUCGGGGAAUAAAAGAAGAUCCUGGCUCGGAAAGGUUAUGAUUGAGAGCUUAAGUUUGCCACGUCACUCAAAAGCUUUUAUUGGUUUCUGUGAAGCCGUUAUCAAAAUACCAGAGUGCCAUCUCGUCCUUCCCUUUCCCCCAUCCUCCCGUGGUUGGUUAGGAUUUAUGAUUUGGUUGUAACAUUUUUUGGCCCAUUUCUUGAUUGAUUAAGGGAAGCAUGGUUGCAUGCACUGGAUCAGAAUGAGGCUGCAACGAACCUAGAGACCGGAGAGCAUUUGAUGUACAUGUUUUGAAAGAAUAAAAAAUGUUGGAUUAUCAUCUCACUCGAUUCGAUGUGAAAUAUACAAAAAGACACUAUCCCCAAUGUUAUCAUCAAGCUCUAGGCUGGAUCAGGCCAUGUAAUAAAGCUCAUAAAAACUGUCCUAUUAAUCUAUUUCUUUUUCCCCCAA
Theobroma umbraticum is the source of this 2542-nucleotide messenger RNA. It is a transcript of the gene DEG2, whose product is annotated as DEGP protease 2. Gene Ontology annotation, biological process: proteolysis. The record is from RefSeq and is a predicted model, not a curated record. Lineage: Eukaryota; Viridiplantae; Streptophyta; Magnoliopsida; Malvales; Malvaceae. Gene Ontology annotation, molecular function: protein binding; serine-type endopeptidase activity.